AUGGUGCCCCGGGCCUGGCGCAGCGCGGGGGCUCGCCCGUUCCUGCUGGCGCUGCUGCUGCUGGCGUAUCUGCCUCAGGUUCGCGGCCACCGAGCCACGGGGCCCCGGUUCUUAAUAAGUGACCGUGACAGAGACCCUCAGUGCAACCUGCAUUGCUCCAGGUCCCAGUCCAAACCCCUCUGUGCCUCUGAUGGCAGAACGUACGAGUCGAUGUGUGACUACCAGAGAGCCAAAUGCCGGGAGGCGAGUCUGAGCGUGACACACCGCGGCCGCUGCAAAGAUGCUGGCCAAAGCAAGUGUCGAUUAGAGAGAGCUCAAGCUCUGGAACAGGCAAAGAAGCCACAGGAAGCAGUCUUCAUCCCAGAAUGCAAUGAGGAUGGAUCAUUCACACAGGUGCAGUGCCAUACCUACACUGGAUACUGCUGGUGUGUGACUCCUGAUGGCAAGCCCAUUAGCGGCUCUUCGGUACAGAACAAAACUCCUGUGUGUUCAGGUUCUGUAACUGAUAAACCAUCGAGCCAGGGGAAUUCAGGGAGGAAAGAUGACGGCUCGAAGCCAACGCCCACCAUGGAAACCCAGCCCAUUUUCGAUGGAGAAGAAAUCACAGCACCCACCCUUUGGAUUAAGCACUUGGUCAUCAAAGAUUCCAAACUGAACAGCUCCAGUAUAAGGAAUCCAGAGAAGGUGCACUCGUGCGAGCAGGAGAGGCAGAGCGCGCUGGAGGAGGCCAGGCACAACCCCCGCGAGGGCAUCGUCAUCCCCGAGUGUGCUCCCGGAGGCCUCUACAAGCCCGUGCAGUGCCACCAGUCCACGGGCUACUGCUGGUGUGUGCUGGUGGACACCGGACGCCCCCUGCCCGGCACUUCCACGCGCUAUGAGACCCCCGUGUGUGAAAGCGAUGCCAGAUCGAAGAGCACAGAGAUUGAUGAUCCAUUCAAGGACAGAGAACUUCCAGGCUGCCCAGAAGGGAAGAAAGUUGAGUUUAUUACCAGCUUGCUUGAUGCUCUGACUACGGACAUGGUACAGGCCAUUAACUCGGCAGCGCCUACCGGGGGUGGGAGGUUCUCCGAGCCAGACCCCAGCCACACGCUGGAGGAGAGGGUGGUGCACUGGUACUUCAGCCAGCUGGACAACAACAGCAGCAACGACAUCAACAAGCGGGAGCUGAAGCCCUUCAAGCGCUACGUGAAGAAGAAGGCCAAGCCCAAGAAGUGCGCCCGGCGCUUCACCGACUACUGUGACCUCAACAAGGACAAGUCCAUCUCGCUUCAGGAGCUGAAGGGCUGUCUAGGAGUCAGCAAGGAAGGUGGUAGCCUGAGCAGUUUCCCCAAUGGAAAAAGACAAGGCCUUAACCCUUUCAUAGGUCGCCUGGUGUAGCAGCAGCAGCAGAGAGCACGGGGAGGCAGGAGCUGACCCCGAGGGAAGGCAGGCAGCUGCAGCGACCGCCGGGCACACACCUCGCUGCUUGCGAGCAAGCACGCAGCACCAGCAGCACCCAGGGAGCAGCAGGGGCACCCAGAACGUUUGCACUUUUUUAAUCAUUGGUUUGGGUUUGUUUUUCAAUUGCUUUUCAAUGCCAUUAUCUAAUUGUUUGGAGAGUGGGGGGAAGCAGCAGCACGACUUUGGCAGAACCGCAACAGCUACUGAUUGACGUGAGAUGGAGUUCGCUGGGACUCAAAGACACAGAACUUUAUAUAGUGUAUAUAAAUGUGUAUGUAAAUUGUACAGUCGCCUUGUACAGGGAUUGGAGUCACUGUUCUGUUCCUCCCCUUGCUCUGGAAGGCUCGUUAGGGUUAGAGGGACACUCUGCAUCGGAUGGAUGCCAGCGGAGCGCUCGUUUCUGCCGCCAAACCAGUUCAGCUGCAAACCUCAGCGGCCCCCUGCAAGGAGGAGGCAGCUCAUCGGUGUGGCUGCGCUUCCAGAUGUGCCUCCAGAUGUGCACACAGUGGCCCAGACACCCAGCGCUGCCUGGGAGCAGCUAAACCCCCCCUCACAGGCCACUGGGGCUUCUGAGCGAGCUGAGGGUUCACCCAAGUGUUGCUGCACCCCGGAACCGCUCCAAGCAGGGAUGGUGGAACGUUGUGUUAAGGGCACACCAGAGCAGCUUCUGCACUUGUUGCAGGCUGGGCAGAAAGGAAUUGCAAAUGCAUUAGUAUCCAGGCUCAGAAGACAUGCUUAGCAGGAACCUGAGGCUGUGGGAGCCACAGGCCUAGCGGAGUCAGCACAGGGAGCUCCUGCAUCUUCCUUUCUUCACAAAGCGUUCAUCUCUGUGUCAGACAGCAACAAAAGGACUGAAGCCUGCUAAAAGCAGCCUCAGCCUGGCCAUGGCUUUGCUGAAGGGCAGAGGAGGAGGCUGUCAGGGAGCAGUGCCACGGUCGUGCUGCUGGUCCCCACGAGGUGGCUGCGUUGUUUCAGCACAUGUGGGGCUGUGCUCCCUGGUGAGGCUGUGGGGAACCCCAGCUCUGCUGCACAGCAGUGUGUCUGCCCAGUUUGGAGGGUCCCUGUUGUCACUGUGUCAAUGCAGCACUGGAGUGUGAUGACAGUGGGGGCUGAGCCUGGGGUGUGCUUGGAGCCACACAGGCUGUUCCAGCUGCCAGCAGCUUCCUCCAAAGUUGUUUCUUCACCUCAGAUGGAGCUGUGAAGAGGGUGAGAGGGCAGGGACAGCUCUGUGAGCAGUCCCAGCUUUGGGCAGUGAGAUGGACACAGUGUUUUGCUCUGUGCAUUUCCAAGUUGAUGGGCAAUGUCCUGAGCAGCCUCCUGCAUCAGACCUGCUGCUCCUUGUGCCUCUCCUCUGUGGAGCAAGCGCCUGCAGUGGGAGGUGGUGCCACAGCUACCAGGAGAUCACACCAACAACUGCUCUGAGCAGCCCCUGCAGCUUUCCUGUGGGCUUGUGCCUUGGGGCUUUGUUGCUGUGGUAAAGGGUGUCUGUGGCAUGUGCUGAUGCCAGUGUGAGACAGACACAGCCCGGCAGGCUGUGCUGAUGCAGGGAGCAAGUGUCUUGUUGGCUGAAUGGAAAGGUUAAAAACAGGAGAAAAACGACCCACCCCACCCCCAAGAAAAUGUUUCAAUAACCAACCAUUUCAGAGCAGUAACAGCUCUUCCUCUGGGAAGCAGACUGCAGCUGAUGAAAGCAUUUGGUUGAAAACACCCCUGGUAAUCCCUGAGUGUACAUCCCAGCAGCACAGCAGAGAGAAGUCGUCUCUUCAGCACCCGCAGACCCUGCUGCUGGAGCGUUGUGGUUUCUCACACACAAUGUAUGUCCUUUCUCUGGCCUGAGAGCUCCCAGCUUCUCUUUUUAAUGCCCAGGGCACAUCUUUUGUGUGUGUGCUGAAAGGUUUUGGUUCAGUGUGUAGUUAGAAAUGUCCCUGUCGCUGGUUAAUGCUAUUGUAGGAGUAAAGAAUGAAUCCAGCUGUGUGAAAACACCCCAAAACAACCCUUUUUUUUAAAUCUGCUAGUUUUAGGAAUGAAAAGCUCUGGCUGCUGGGUUGCUGUUUGGUUUGUUGGGGUUUUGCUUUGUUGUUAAUGUUAUAGUUGCAUCCAGCAAAAGCAGCCAAGUGAUGCCUGUAGGAAUUGUGUCAGCCAGGCACUGGGGCUGGGCAGUGCCCCACAGGAGUGCAGGGAGGGGGCACUGCAGAGCUGCUCACCACAUCCUUCCUCUGCAAAUGGCAGUCAACCAGCCAGCCAAUGCUCCUGCCUGAAAGUCCUUCUGCAGGCCUUUCUCUCACCCUGCUGUCCUUCCCCUCCCAAGGCCUGCUGCCUUGAUUGCAGUUAACAUGCUCUUGAAGAGGCUGGUUUUGGUAUCGGUGGCUGCUGUGCUAGAGCUGGCUUUAGGGAUGGAUUUGGGGCCAAGCAUGGUAUGGUUCUCCCUUUUCCUCUCACAAGUGCAAGCCCAAGCUUGCUGGGUGUGCCACGGGCCUCUGAGCAGCCUGUGGCAGCACUUGGCCUUUGUCCUGCACGGCUGUGUGACAGCGAGGGAGGGCUGAGCCCACUUGUCCUGGGGCUGUGUGCUGGAAGAUGGUGCAGACAGGACUGAUCCUCGUCCCUCCAGCCCUCCUGGGAGGUGUCCAAGCAGGCUGCACCGGGCAGAAGACAGCAGGGUGCAUCACCUCCUCUCUUCCCUUGUUGCCAGGUAACUGGGCAGUGCCCAGCACGGCCUUGUCUGGUGCUGGGAAGCAUUCCUCUGCUCUGCCUUGUGUCAGUAGCAUCCAGCUGCAGCUGGGCCCUGAGGGGUGCCUGGAAGCUGACCCUGGGCACGUCCCCCCUCGUCCCUCACGUCCUCCUGGGCCUCUCCAGCUCGACUUUGGAUGACAGCUGAAAACAGCUGGGACAGAGAAGAGAACCAGGACUCCAUGGUGUAAGUUGUCUCCUCCUCCUGCCAGGAGCAAACCCCUUUCCUUCCUUGCUGCUCCUGGGAGGGAGCUGCCCCAUGGCAGGGCUCCUGUGUGUGAGGGAAUGGCUUUCUGUGGCCUGAGCCUGUGCUGAGCUCGUCCCCUGCCCCAGCACACUGCUGCCCUUGGCAUUGGUUGUUAGACUGAAAGGCAUCCCUUUGGGUUUUUGUAAUAAAU
Messenger RNA from Colius striatus (speckled mousebird), 4565 nucleotides. RefSeq names its product SPARC related modular calcium binding 1 (gene SMOC1). Gene Ontology annotation, molecular function: calcium ion binding; protein binding; extracellular matrix binding. Gene Ontology annotation, cellular component: basement membrane. Gene Ontology annotation, biological process: extracellular matrix organization. Lineage: Eukaryota; Metazoa; Chordata; Aves; Coliiformes; Coliidae. The transcript has 13 exons. Bases 1 to 1377 code for a protein of 458 amino acids. The record is from RefSeq and is a predicted model, not a curated record.